Messenger RNA from Puma concolor (puma), 1926 nucleotides. NCBI's taxonomy places the organism in Eukaryota, Metazoa, Chordata, Mammalia, Carnivora, Felidae. The record is from RefSeq and is a predicted model, not a curated record.
AUGCCCUCAGGUCCCACACCUUGCCCACACCCCGGGUCCAGAGUCUGCCCUGGAUUAUCUGGAAGUCGCAUCUCCAUUUGUGCCUCGUGCAUCCACCCUGGUUCCCCAGAAGCCCAGGAGCACGUUCAUCUCCCAACGCCAACCCCACCAUCUGCUCACUGUCAUCUGUGGUCCUUUAUGACAUAUACCUACGCAUUCACAUCCUUUAUCCUUACGAUUGCCCAGCGAGGUAGGUUUAAGAGCUCAAGAGAAGCCUACUGUGCCUACUCCAUCAUCCUCAUGGCGCUCUUCUGGUGCACCGAGGCUCUGCCCCUGGCUGUCACCGCCCUCUUCCCCAUCAUCCUGUACCCCAUGAUGGGCAUAAUGGAUGCCUCCGAGGUGUGCAUCGAGUACUUUAAGGACACCAACAUCCUGUUCGUCGGGGGGUUGCUCGUGGCCAUCGCUGUGGAGCACUGGAAUCUGCACAAACGCAUUGCCCUCCGCGUGCUCCUCAUCAUCGGGGUGCGGCCUGCCCUGCUGCUGUUGGGCUUCAUGUUGGUCACGGCCUUCCUGUCCAUGUGGAUCAGCAACACAGCCACCACGGCCAUGAUGGUGCCCAUCGCACAUGCUGUUCUGGAACAGCUGUACAAGACGCCCACAAGCAAGGAUGUAGAGGAGGGCAGCGACAACCCCACCUUUGAGCUCCAGGAACCAAGUCCCCAGAAGGACGUGACCAAGCUUGAUAAUGGGCAGGUCCACCCUGUCCCGCCUGCUUCUUCAGAGCCGAAGGCACAGAAGGACAGGCAGCGGGUCCGCUUUAGCCAGGGCAUGAGCCUGUGUGUGUGCUACUCGGCCAGCAUCGGGGGCAUCGCCACGCUCACCGGCACCACCCCCAACCUGGUGCUGCAAGGCCAGGUCAACUCGCUCUUCCCCGAAAAUGGCAACGUGGUGAACUUCGCCUCCUGGUUCGGCUUUGCCUUCCCCACCAUGGUCAUCUUGCUGCUGCUUGCCUGGCUGUGGCUGCAGGUGCUCUUCCUGGGGUUCAACUUCCUGAAGAACUUUGGCUUUGGCGGACACGAGCGGGAGCAAGAGCAGGCAGCCUUCCACAUCAUCCGAACAGAACACAAGCUACUGGGCCCCAUGAGCUUUGCAGAGAAGGCUGUCUCUGUCCUCUUUGUCAUCUUGGUGGUGCUAUGGUUCACUCGGGAGCCCGGCUUUUUCCUUGGCUGGGGCAACCUGGCUUUUCCCGACAAGGAUGGGAAAAGCAUGGCGUCCGAUGGGACAGUGGCCAUCUUCAUUGGCAUAAUUAUGUUCUUGGUGCCCUCCAAGAUCCCAGGGCUGACUCAGGAUCCAGACAAACCAGGGAGGCUGAAGGCCCCUCCUGCCCUCCUCAACUGGAAGACAGUGAAUGAGAAGAUGCCCUGGAAUAUCGUCUUCCUUCUGGGUGGUGGCUUUGCCCUAGCCAAGGGCAGUGAGAAAUCAGGACUGUCCGAGUGGCUGGGGGACAAGCUGACCCCGCUACAGAAUGUGCCACCUCCCGCCAUUGCCUUCAUCCUCUGCCUGCUGAUUGCCACCUUCACUGAGUGCACCAGCAACGUGGCCACCACCACACUUUUCCUGCCCAUUCUGGCCUCCAUGUCCCAGGCCAUCUGCCUCCACCCUCUCUAUGUCAUGCUCCCCUGCACGCUGUCUGCCUCCCUGGCCUUCAUGCUGCCUGUGGCCACCCCACCCAACGCCAUAGUCUUCUCUUUCGGAGGCCUCAAGGUGUCUGAUAUGGCCCGAACGGGAUUCCUGCUCAACAUCAUCGGAGUGCUGGUCAUCACGCUGGCCAUCAACAGCUGGAGCUUCCCCAUCUUCAGCCUGUACACCUUCCCCUCCUGGGCCUACUCCAACACCACAGCCAACUGCAUGGUCAACCAGGCAAACACCACAACAGCUCGCCCCUAG